Thlaspi arvense is the source of this 405-nucleotide messenger RNA. NCBI's taxonomy places the organism in Eukaryota, Viridiplantae, Streptophyta, Magnoliopsida, Brassicales, Brassicaceae. The record is from the annotation of a GenBank genome assembly.
AUGUAUGGCAAAGAGAUAAUAAUGCUGCUUCAUCAGGGAAGCUGCUUGAUUAUCCUCUCUAUCAUUUUCUCGCUAUGCUCUCUCAUGCUAAAAUCUGAAGGAGCAAACCAUAUAGUUGGCGACAGCUCUGGCUGGGAACUUCUUGCAAAUUUUACCAGCUGGACACAGGGAAGAGAGUUUCAUGUCGGCGAUGUCUUAGUUUUCAACUACAACAGAGACCAGCACAACGUUAUGCAGGUUAACUCUACGGCAUACGCAGAUUGUGGAAGAGACAACUACAUCUCUCUCUUCACCAAAGGCAAUGACUCAAUAGUCAUAUCAGAGGUUGGAGAGCACUGGUUCAUCUGUGCAGUGGACGAUCACUGUGAGAAUGGCCAGAAGCUAAGUAUUGAUGUAGUUCCUUGA